This is a messenger RNA of Erigeron canadensis, 1331 nucleotides long. RefSeq names its product protein IQ-DOMAIN 23-like. Gene Ontology annotation, molecular function: protein binding. The transcript is spliced from 3 exons. Lineage: Eukaryota; Viridiplantae; Streptophyta; Magnoliopsida; Asterales; Asteraceae. The record is from RefSeq and is a predicted model, not a curated record. Bases 89 to 1144 code for a protein of 351 amino acids.
CACUACUCUAUUGCUUUCUCUCCCUCUUUUUCUAAAUUCCACAAAACUAUAUCUAUUUAUAUGUUUAUUUACAUGUAAUCUAUAUAAAAUGGGUAAGACUACGAGGUGGAUUCGAGCUCUGUUCGGAGUUAAAAAGUCAGCUUCCAAGAAACAACAACCUACACAAGAAGAAAACCAAGUUUUAUUUUCUUCGGGUUUGGUUUCAUACCCGAAACAAUCCGAUGAAAACAACAAACAUGCAAUUGCAGUUGCAGCAGCCACGGCUGCUGUAGCCGAGGCUGCGCUAGCGGCUGCCCACGCCGCGGCUGAGGUUGUUAGAUUAACAAGGGGCGGCGGCGGUGGUGGUAGUAGUAGGGUGUAUUAUGACGGUGAACGACUGCGGCGAGUGGCGGCUGUUAAAAUACAAUCCACAUUUCGGGCUUACCUGGCUAGGAGAGCAUUGAGGGCACUAAAAGCGUUGGUGAAGCUUCAGGCACUUGUACGAGGGCACAUUGUGCGCAAACAGAGUGCAGACAUGCUUCGACGAAUGCAAGCCAUGGCUCGCCUCCAGGCUCAGGCCCUUGCCAAUCGAGCUCACUCAACUUCGUCACCACAUUCAAGUAUCAAGUCAUCCCGUUCCUACCGACAUCCACGAUCUAACUCGUUGUCACACUUCAAAGUCUCUCUUGGCCAAGAACGGCGACAUCCUAAUGGGCCUAAUUGGCUAGAUAACUGGAUGGAGGAUACCUCCUGGACAAGCAAUUAUGAUGAUAAAAGUGACAAGAUUCUUGAAGUAGAUACCUGGAAGCCAAAAAAUAGUACCACUCCGACAAAACCUCAAAAACCAGGUAUGACCCGUUUCACGACCGACCUUUCGUCGAUUGAUUCAAAUUGGGGAACAGAUAAAGCAACACACAAUUCGGAGUAUAAGCAUCAAUCACAUUCUGCAUCCUCUAGGCCUGGAAGUGGCCGCAAAAGAAGCCUGUUUGCUCCAACUAUUAAAGGGGAAUACCCACAGAGCCUAUUUGGAUACUACCCAAGUCACCCAAACUAUAUGUCUAACACAGCAUCAUCUCAAGCAAGGAUACGAUCACUUAGUGCACCAAGGCAGAGACGCUACUGGGAUCAUUCAGAUACCAAAUCUGAAAGGGGUUUCAGUAAGUAGGCUUGUGAAUUGACUAUAUUUACUUUAACGUAAGGGGUCUGAUGUUGCUUGACUGGGUCAUCUGAGUAGGUUUUCAUUGACAUUGUUACUGGUGUGUUUUGUACAGUGACCUUAAGGGGUAAUCUUGCUUGAUUGCUAAAACAAAUUGUGUUCAAUAUAUUAUUCUCUCUCUUUUAUGUUCUUUUUC